Molecule: messenger RNA, 513 nt
Organism: Erythranthe guttata (spotted monkey flower)
Lineage: Eukaryota; Viridiplantae; Streptophyta; Magnoliopsida; Lamiales; Phrymaceae
Source: RefSeq, a predicted model, not a curated record
AUGGGCUUUGAAGCGGGGCCAUCAAGGCAUUCUUAUCAAAAUCUUGGGGUACAUAUUGGGGAAUCAAGUGGCAUGAGAAAUGCUCAUGAAAAUUUUGAUCUUCCUAAUGAAACUCGCCAUUGUGAUAAUAAUGAUGACGAUGAUCCUUUCGGAGACGCACAUGGGCCAAAUGUUCGAAGCGACUCUGAACCCUCCGACCAUGGAGACGAUGAUGAUAGUGGUGAAGAGAACAAUGAUGAGAAUAUCGAAGCCGUUGAUGACGUUGUACAAACAAUAUCGCAGCCAGAAAUUCCAUCAACUUCCCAUGUUCAUGUCAGCAAUCCAUCAUUUGCAGAAACUCCUACUCAGUUUUAUGAUCCACCUUCGUUCUACUCUCUGUCAUUUCCUGAAAUCCCAGCCGAUUCCAUUGAUGUUCCGUCGGAAGAGAGUUUAAAGUUAUCGAAAGUACAAAAAGAACUUGGAAGGUUAUCUGCAAACACGACACUGAAGCAAGACCUUGCAGAUGGAGGCUAA